AUGCGCAACCGUCAUCCACUCUCAUUAGGCGUCACUCCCAUCUUGAGCUUCGUGACAAACCGAUCAUUCUUCACCCUCAUCCUCAGCUUCUUGCGACCAGCCGAGCUCCUCAUGGCGACGGAUCCUAAGAAGCAGGACGAGCUUCUUCGUCGUCCCCUCUACGUCUAUGAUCUCCCUCCGGAAGUCUUGGCCACACUGAACCUCAAGUUAGAUACCGAAGCGCAUGUGCAGCCAGACCCAGACACACCCCAAAAACCUGUCGCUGAGCCGUCGCAAACACCAUCCGAGACGGCAGUCGGAUCGCCAGCCUGCUCUUUAUGCGGUCUUACAUUCGCCACAGUGCUCGACCAACGAGGCCACCAGAAAUCUGACCUGCAUAACUACAACCUGAAGCAGAAGCUCAGGGGGCAGAAGCCCGUGUCCGAGGUGGAGUUUGAGAAGCUGGUUGGCGACUUGGACGAAAGCCUGUCCGGAUCCGACUCGGAUGAUUCCGAGGACGAGGAGGACGAAUCCAGGAAGGAUUCGACGUUGACAGCACUCUUGAAGAAGCAGGCCACCCUCGCAGAGAAGCGCAACGGGGAUGAUGGCGACGAUGACACGGAAUGGGGCAGGGGAAAGAGGAAGGGCACGGGCAAGCCACCAAUGAUGUGGUUCGCUUCUCCCGUUCUGCCCGAGAACAACUAUUUCGGAAUAUACAGAGCCCUUUUCACGAGCGACGAGCUAGAGAAAGAGGACAGCAUAUUAGACGCCGUCAAGAAGCGCCAGCUACCGCCAUUGGCACCUCCCAAACCCAGCAAAGACGGGUCUCAACCCCCAGCGGCCUACAAGGGGCCGCAUAUUUUCCUCUGCAUGAUCGGAGGCGGCCAUUUUGCUGCGAUGGUAGUCGCACUUUCGCCGCGACAGACUAAGUCCGGGGCAGGGCCUAUGAACCGCGAAGCCACAGUCCUGGCACACAAGACAUUUCACAGAUAUACUACACGAAGGAAACAAGGCGGCUCGCAAUCAGCAAACGACAACGCCAAAGGCGCCGCGCACUCAGCAGGUUCUACUUUGCGUCGUUACAACGAGCAAGCCCUAGUCGACGACGUGCGGCAGCUUCUGACCGACUGGAAAGGUCUACUGGACACGGCUGACCUGCUUUUCAUCCGGGCCACCGGGGUCACGAAUCGACGGACGCUAUAUGGGCCAUACGAGGGGCAAGUUCUGCGAGCGAACGAUCCACGGAUAAGGGGGUUCCCUUUCAGCACGCGGCGGGCGACACAGAACGAGCUGAUGCGCUCGUUCAUCGAGCUCACCAGGCUCAAGGUGAGGGAGAUACUACCGGUCGAUCCAAACGCCGCCACAGAAGCGGCCACAAAGUCACAGACAACGAGCAAGUCUUCGAAACCAGCCGCGCCGAAACUCACCGAGGAAGAGGAGACGGCCCUGCUCCACACGCAGCAGAUACAGGCCCUCAUCCGCCGCUCGAAACUUCCCGCCCUGCUAUCAUACAUCAAGACCAACUCCCUCGAAGCAAAUUUCCGUUUCCAGCCCGCCGAUGUAAAUCACCACGCCCCGACGCCGCUGCACCUAGCAGCGGCACAGAACGCGGCCCCCCUGAUCACGGGCCUGCUGACCCGGGGAGGCGCGGACCCCACCUUGCCAAAUGGCGAUGGCAAGACGCCCUUCGAGCUCGCGGGCGACCGCGCGACACGGGAUGCGUUCCGUGUAGCACGGCACGAGCUGGGCGAGGGCGCGUGGGACUGGGAGGCUGCGAAGGUCCCGCCGGGGAUAAAGAAGGAAGAGGCCGAGCAGCGGGGAGAGCGCGAGCGCAAAGAGGCCGAGCGGAAGGAGUCUGAGAGGAGGAAGGCCGAGGAGGAGAGGCUGAAGAGCCAAGGGCCCAAGGUCGUCGACAGCGCGAGGCGGAAGGGCGGUGGUGUCCUGGGCGGCAGCGUCGAGAAGAGCGCAGAGGAGAAGAGGCAGGAGGAAGCCAGGGGACUGACUCCGGAGCAGAGGAUGCGGCUAGAGCGGGAGAGGAGGGCCAGGGCGGCGGAGGAGAGGUUACGGAGGAUGCAGGCCGGCGGUUGA
Messenger RNA from Diaporthe amygdali, 2067 nucleotides. RefSeq names its product nkyrin repeat-containing protein. NCBI's taxonomy places the organism in Eukaryota, Fungi, Ascomycota, Sordariomycetes, Diaporthales, Diaporthaceae. The transcript has 3 exons. The record is from RefSeq and is a predicted model, not a curated record. Gene Ontology annotation, molecular function: protein binding. The coding region runs from base 1 to 2067 and encodes 688 amino acids.